Pseudomyrmex gracilis is the source of this 7400-nucleotide messenger RNA. RefSeq lists its product as uncharacterized. Gene Ontology annotation, biological process: regulation of DNA-templated transcription. The transcript is spliced from 6 exons. Gene Ontology annotation, molecular function: sequence-specific DNA binding. The record is from RefSeq and is a predicted model, not a curated record. The coding region runs from base 1301 to 2221 and encodes 306 amino acids. NCBI's taxonomy places the organism in Eukaryota, Metazoa, Arthropoda, Insecta, Hymenoptera, Formicidae.
CGUUGCUACCAGACUCUUAGUGAGUUACGGACUGCAUGCAAGCACACGUCGAGCGCAUUGGCGAGUCCCAACACAGCGUGUACACUUCAGUUCACUUUGCCUCUUCUUCUUGCCUUGACCGCUUCGUAGCUGCGCGUGUCGAGCGUCGUCGUCGUCGUCGUCGUCGUCGUCGGACUCUCACCUCCGGUUUGCGACCGAUCGAAUCGCGCGCUUUCUCGGUGUGUGUCCGACUCGGAUCUCCGUGAUAGGAGAUCCGAGAGCGCUCUUGCAUUAAACGAUCACCGCCGAGCGGGGCAACAAAAUUAGAGCGUCAACGGUGGAAAAAAAACUCCGCAAACCGCAUAGGAUAGCGGUUCCCGACACAGGCGAAAGGAGAACGGUGUGAUAUUUUGACUGGCAAAGAGAAACGGAGCAUCGAGCAAAGUGCGCAUGUGCAAAAUACCCGCGACGCUUUAAUCGUUCGCGUUUUGUUGUGUCAUUGUAACGAGCUCGUAAAUUAUUCGUUCAUCACUGAAUACGCACAUCGUAAGAGAAGAAAUACGCAGGAUUGUUUUCUGUCGUGACAUCGCAAUAAGACACGAAAAAAUAAAGUCAUAUCCGUGUACCAGGCGAAGAAAAAAAGAAGAAGGUAAAGGAAUAUCAAAAAACGGGUGAGAAAAGUGGCAAAGAGGAGAAGAACUGUUCUUUUCCGGAGGCGGAAACUUCCUGUCGUCCUCAAACCCCCAUUUCCCCUUCCCCACACUUAUUUGUCGGUGUAUGAUCGUAUCGCGUUCGUGCAUCGCGCACGCACACGAGAUAGUAACAGAUUGCGCGCUGCACAGCACAGAGUUUCGCGCUCUGGUGCUGCCGUUCACAAGCGCGCGCGCACGCGUGUGACGUAUAAACUCGAAGAAUUAUACACACUUCUCGAUUCUCUCGAUGUAAGAACUUGGCGGGACCAAACCGCGUUCUGCAUGCGAUACACAUUGUUCGGAUUUCUCGACGUGAGUCGCACCGACGAGAGAAGGUUCGCGUGAUUGCUGGAUACAGUGUUGCUGGCACACGAACACGAACAAUUUAUAUCUCCCGAGUGAUCAUUAAACUGAGGGACAGCCGCAUCACGGAGAGCACUUAGAAGAAAGAGGGAACAAGAAAAUAGGAAAGACGUGAAACGAAGUUACUUUGUUAUCGAGGGAUUAAUACUCUGUGAACUCUUGUGGUCUAUGCUAACGAGCCAAUCGCUUAUUUUGUACAAGAUUAUUAUUCUUCUCAAUUAUUUAAUUAUACCUGUCUUAAGAACGAAGAAAUCAGUGCCGUUAAUAUGAGCAAUAAAACUAAAAGAAAAAUAAGCGAGACGAAAGAGGAAUUAUCGGUAAGUCUAGUGAGAAAGAAGCAAGCGAGUGAGACAGAAGAGAAAUCGGAAGUACCAGAAAAAAAGGGUCGAGCUAGUGGAAAGUGUUCAACCUGCAAAAUACAUGGCGUUGACGCACUAGCAGGUGCCGGUCAUAAACACGUUUGUCCACAUAGAACAUGCUUUUGUAUAAAAUGUAUAGAAAAUGCGAGAAAGAAGGACAAAUCGGCAACCGAUAUAAGAAUAAGCAGAACGAAAAAAAUAUUUGACAAAAAACAAGAACUGACCAAAGAAAUUGAAAUUACCUUAUCUGAGGAGAAGAAUCCCUGGCCAGACAUAAAAAUGAAUUUGGAAAAAGAAAAAGAAGGUGACUAUUAUGAUCUUCAAGAAUUCCUGAAAAUUCUAUACUCUGUGAUAGUUGACACGAACGUCAUAGAGCAAUCUUCUUUUGCAAUGCGCAUGCUCAAAGCAUGUUUUGAAGUUCUCACCGCAUCCAUAGAAGGCCGUAUUUCUAAAAAAGUAGCUAAUAAAGCUUGUCAAAACAUCAUCGAUGUCAUUCAGAAACUUUUAAGUGAAGAAUUUCAGCAGCAACAGCAUCGGUUGCAACAUCAACAGCAGUUGCAACCACAACAACAUCCAUUGCAACAGCAGCAGCAGCAAUUGCAGCAACAUCCAUUGCCACCGCCAUCGUUGCAGCACCAGCAACUACAAUACAGUAGUCAAUGGUACAGUUUUUUGCUAGAUCCGAGAUUUUUAAGAAGUGUUCCAGCAACGUACAAUUACACAUACUUGAAGAAAGAAACACCGCCGGAAGAAUUCAACGUUUUGCUUAAUCAAGUAAGAAGUUCCGUGCCGUACAAGUCGCUUGAAUUCUCCUCGAAGUAUCAUUGAUCGAUUGAUGACGAUCAGUGAAAUAAAUCGACAAGAAAAACAUGUCGAAUCCAAAGAAACGCGCUUCUGAAGUGAUUGGAUAGCCAUCGAGACAAGAAAAGACCUGAUAAUUGAUCAUAGCAUGCUUCUUCUGGACGCUUUCAAUGUUCCUACCUACCCAAUGAACCGAGCAAAUCUUACGGCAAAUGAGAAAUUGUCUCUUAGAAACUCGCGAGAAAGGAAAUCGCCAUGUCAAUUUCGAGGUAAAUUCUCAGAACUUUCCGUCCGUCGCUCUUGGUUCUCGAUCAAAUUGUUGCUGUGGUUACGGUCUUUUAUUAAAAAAACAAAAAAAACAAAAAACAAACAAACAAACGCGACAGUUCCGCUGGACAAGUUUUCGCGACCAACAGUCGUUUGGUCACGAACAGUUUUGCGGCAAUCAACGCGUUCAGACCAACCAGAACGUAUGUAUUAAAUAAAAGAAGACGCGAGAUUUUCCGCGAUAAAUUUCAAGCAAAGCGCAAUUUUGCUCAUUUUCCAGGCAGUGAUUCCGUGAUCUUCUCUCGCUUAUGCGAUUGUUAUAACGCAAUGUAAUUACUGCGCGCAAAAUUUACAUUUUCGAAACGCCAAAAGUCACGGAACGUGUGUAUUCGUGUAUCAAUCGGACAAGAUCUCGGAUGAGAGCUCGCGACGUGUAAUUCCGCUAGUCGCGCUUCUGAUACUUGUUCGUGAUUCGCCAUUCUCGUUUGGCAAGUUCGUUUCGUGUCUUCUUUGCGUAUCCCCUGUUAAAUUUCAGCCCGGAAUGUAAGAGCUGAGAUAAAACAGUGAAUGUUAUAUAGCCUUGAGCUGAAUAACGAGCACGACAGACGUUAAGCAAAUCGUAAAAAAGAAGAAAAAAUUAAAAAAUCAUCCAUCCCGAUUUUGUACAAUGCGUUUUAUUUGUUGAAUCAUCUCAGCGAUGCGUGUGGCCAAUUUCUUGUUUGAAAGAUCGAACAUAAGGGGAAUGGCGGCCGCACAUUACAGCCGAAAUGUUCGACGAGUUUUAGUUGAUUUUAAAGCUUUCUGCUUUAUUCAUAUACCACAUACAUACAUAUAUAUAUAUAUAUAUAUAUAUAUAUAUAUAUAUAACUAUUGCAAAUAGCUGUUUUUUUAAUUCACAUGUUGUUAAAUGUUAACUGCUUUGUGUGAGACGUGCAGCUGUGAGUCGGCGUCGCAAACAAGAGAACUGCACGACGUGUUGCAAUAUACGCUUUGAUUUUGUUGAACUUUUGCAAAUAGAACGUAAAAAAAUUUAUUUUAAUAGAGCUGUUUUGAUCAUAUGUAAAAAAACCCUUCUUUACUUUUUCAAGCGAGAUAAAAUAUUUUGUUUAAGAGUCACACAGCAUUGUUUACUGCUCAAGAGAAUAACUCCGCGAACUUUUUUUUAGUUUUUUUUAUAACAAGUUAGUUCAUACAAUUGAAGCAAAUCUUCUUAUGACAAUUAAUGUGACAAUUAGUUUUUACACAUUAUUUGUAGUAAAAAUAUUUUUCGCGCCGUGUUGACGACUGUUAUUUAGUGGUUUGUUUUCCGAAUAAUUAAAAUCUCUUGCGCAAAAACAAGUGCAUCCGUACAACGUAAUCACAAAAUCGGCGGAUGUGUCAGCCGGUUCAAUAAACCAACUCUUGAAAAACUGGUUAUUCCAGCUCGCAGCAAAUUAAUUUACAAAUAAAAGCACCGAAAACCUGUCUCUUCGAUAUGCAGUCUCAUUCUUUUCUAGUUGUUUCUUUUCUUUGACAACUCUCUUUUGCCUCGCGCAAGACACAUUUCGAGCAACAAUUUCAUACGUAGGUCAAUUGGAUAUACUACCGUAGACUUUAAUGACUCGUUUUUGUAAAUGAAUUUGCUUUUUCGUAACAAGCAUGCUGCGUCAGAUUUAUCGCCAUCGCGCUGGCUCAAUUUGUAACAGUGGAAUUAAUUCGCAAGUCAACAGCGUUUUUUUUGCCAUUGACACAAAGUCUCACUUAAAAAUUUGUUUUACGACUAUUCUUCUCUCUUUAUUGUUUUAUUAGUACAUAUAUAUAUGUAUAUAUAUAUAUUUAUAUAUAUGUACUAAUAUAUAGGUGAUACGAAAUAUUAUUUCUCUCGAUGUGAAGCUACAUCUCUUUUUCCUGUUUUAAUUAACGGUUUUAAUUAACGUAGUUAUAUUUAAUUCAGUAAUCUAUAUUUACGUGGCUGAAAGUUCUUUAGAUGUUUCUCGAUUACAUAAAAAAAUAAAAAAAAAAACUGCAUUAUUCCGUCGUCUGCAUCGCGAGGAAAAGAAUUUCUCACGGAUGCUACACUAGAGGGCUCGUUAAAUCAAUUGGAACUUUUUGCAAGUGACUGCAAUAUACAUCUUUAUUCAAAUAACUAUAAUAUAACUCCGCUCGCGUCAGAUGUCUAAUAUAAAGAUAAGAAUAUGAAGACACAAUUCAGCGCGAUGUCACCUUAUUGAAUGGCAGAGCACAAUGACGACAUCCUAUAAUUUUCGACAUCCUGGUGGUGUUUUAUUAUCAAAAUUCACGUGUUUUUAGCUCAAAACAGUUUUGACGUCGGUACACAUUAGGUUACGGAAGUGCAAUUUUUGUACGAACUAGCAACGAACUAAUAUAGAUAAGUCGAAUUAAGCAAAACGUACAGAGUGACUUAAAUCCUAUAUUAUUGAAACAAAAUUCUUAAACAUGCUACAAAUCGUUUGUUUAGAUGCUCAAUUACUUUAAAAAUUACAGCGCGGUGUUGUCAAAACGCUUGAGCAAGAAAAGGUGUCUGUUAUCUUUGAAAGAAAAAAAACGUCUGUAUAUUAGAACCUUUUUACAAUAGUUUUGAGAAUAUUACUUGUAGAGAAUGCGCCUGAACAUGUUUUGAUCUGAACUUUGGAUCCAAUACAAUAUACAAGACUUGUUGCACUUGUGGAAGCCAGAAUCGCAAAGUUUCCGAGUAGUAAUCACACUGCAAACAGUCACAGACUGUAUGCAAGUAUACGCUCGCGUGCGUUACGCUCGCGUGUAAAACACAUGUUGCAGGUGCGUUCGCGUAUACUUCCAUACUCGGAACACGAUAACUCAGGAUAAUUGUGUACAUCUAUAUCGCGUUUGUAGCAUGUUUGCGCGUUUUACCGUUAUCCACGUCAAUUAUCUGGUCUACAUAUUAUUAUUAUUAUUAUUAUUAUUAUUAUUAUUAUUAUUAUUAUUAUUAUUAUUAUCAUCAUUAUUAUCAUUGUCAUUAUUAUUAUUAUUAUAUCUAAUAUGCACCUUCUGUUAAAAAACGGAAGUCGUCGAAAAUUUUUCGACGAGCCUUCCAACACCUAAGCUCAUCAUGAUGUUUCGAGAGACACGUUAUCUCAUUUAAUUAUGAAAGAAACACCGAUGGAAAUCAUGAAUUCCUUUCUGUGAGUAUAGUUUCGAUCACACAAAUCGUCUAACUUGUAUCAAUUAAGUUAAUGGUGUAAUUAAAUGAAGUAGUUCUCUAAACUAAAUGCACGUUUUUUUGUUUAAUAUUUUGAACAUUAAUGGCCGCACAUCUUGCCGGGGAAAUAGGUGAAGGGACAUUUUUCUAUAUUCGUCCGUUAAAAGACACUUUUAAGAUUUUAGCGCGACUUGACGCAAUUUUUCACAAACGAGUGAAAAUUAAAAAAGAGUGCUGCAAAUGGUGCUCGUGUAGCGCAUUCGUUUAGUCUUGCGAAUUUUACAUACGUCGCCAUAUUUUUUUAAGUAGUAACUCUUAAUCUAAUCUUAAUGUACUCUAUUCUCUAUAAAUGUAUUUGUGUAUGUGUGUGUACAUGUGUGUUAGACACACAUUCUCUCACGUAGAUAGAAACAUUUGCGUUGCGCGGAUAAAUCCGCGCUCGUUCGAGUCUACGAGCAAGUAAUGAGGAGAUUUAGAUUAUAUUACCGGUGUCAGCGAUAACGAUUAAUUUUAGCUUUUACAAUAAUUAUUCUGUUUAUUAUAUAUAUAUAUAAGGAGAUAGAUACCGUCUAUGGUAUCUUUCCUAUGGUUUUUUUUAAGUUAAGUGCAUAUUGAGAGACUUAUUCGCGACUUGUUUUUCGCUUAAAGUCAGCUCUCUAAAAAAAAAAGUAAUUUUUAAUUGUUGUUUCUUUUUUUUUUGUAAUUGGUUGUUUGUUUUGCGCAGUCGAGACAAGUAAUACGGAGUAUAAUGUGUUUGACAUAUAUAUUCUAAUAGAAAUAUUAAUGCAAGAAAAAAACUUUACUUUAUUUCGUUGUAACGUGCCUUUUUUCCAGAAUAGAGAAAAUGUGUGAGUGAAUGAGCAAACAAAUGAGAGUGGGUGUAUCAAUAAGUGAACGAACGAACAAAAGAAAAAGAAAAAAAGAUUACUGCAAAAAAAAUGUGGAAUCGAUCAUUUAUUGCCGUUUGCGAAGACUUCUUUAAGUGGUUUAUGUUACAUUUUUUAAGUCGUUGAAAAAGUCGCGACUGAUACCGCGUUCUCUAGUAAUCUACAUGAAAAUGCUUCAUCAAACAGUUGUAUCUUAACAAUAUGUAACUGUGUUUUGAGCGAUUGUGAAGUUAUUGGAAAGAAUUUUUCUGAAUAAGAUUGCAAUCGCUCAAUGUUUCGUUUAAAACAGGUCUACUCGAUUUGCAAAAAGAUAUUUGACUAAUGUUUGAAAUGUCAACAUAUUUGAAACGCUUGUUUUAAUCAUGCUGUCGAGAGAAACACAUCGCUCGGAGAGCAAUUCCCUUGAGUAGACUUGGGUAUUCAGGAUCUAAUAGCACAUAAGAUGAAUGUAACAACUGAUCUUUGUCGAACUGCUUCGAGAGCUGAACUAAAUAUUUUGCAGUUAUUUUUACACGAAAAACUCUCAAUCGAAACAUAUAUAUACAUGUUAAGGUUAUGCGAAACUCAGAUGAUUACGCAAUGCGGAUGGUUUUAGUUGAGCGAAUCUUGUAAUCAGAUCGACAUGAGAUCGGUAGACUCCUAUUAUUUAAUUGUGCGAUCCGUGUGUUUUAAAAAACUUUGACUAUUAUGAUUAUUUAUUCAACACCCGACAGAGAAUGACAGAGCGAACGCGGUGGUGAAACAACGAUCUUGUGAAGAGAUAGAAAAUAGCAUUAUUAUAUGAUGGGAAGAAGAACAGCUUUGCAUAUACAUAUUGUUAUUCAUGGAUUCAAUGUACUUGACAUAUUUUUAAGUGUUAAGCUAUAUUACAUACAAAUAAAACAGUACUGCU